Molecule: messenger RNA, 2782 nt
Organism: Phalacrocorax carbo (great cormorant)
Lineage: Eukaryota; Metazoa; Chordata; Aves; Suliformes; Phalacrocoracidae
Source: RefSeq, a predicted model, not a curated record
CUGGGGGCGGGUGGGGCGGAAGCGGAAGCGGUGUCCGCCCCCGUCCCGGCGGUGGCGGGGUGGGCCCCGCUGGGCGGGUAAUGGCGGAGCGGGCCGGGGCUCCUUGCAUAAUGGCAGAAGCUACUGUCUCUCCGCUGAAGCACUUUGUGCUGGCUAAAAAGACAAUCACUGCCAUCUUCGACCAGCUGCUGGACUAUGUCACGGAGGGAGCGACCUUUGUGGAAGCAACAUACAGGAAUCCAGACCUUGAACACGUAGCAACAGAAGACGACCUAGCAAAAAUACAGGCAUAUAAAAAUAAGUUAGCAGUCAUCGGUGAGGUGCUUUCACGGAGACACAUGAAAGUGGCAUUUUUUGGCAGAACGAGCAGUGGGAAAAGUUCGGUCAUUAAUGCAAUGCUGUGGGAUAAGGUACUUCCUAGUGGGAUUGGCCAUACAACUAACUGCUUUCUCAGUGUGGAAGGGACAGAUGGAGAUAAGGCUUAUCUCAUGACGGAAGGAUCAGAUGAAAAGAAGAGUGUCAAGACAGUCAAUCAGCUUGCCCACGCGCUUCACAUGGAUAAAGAUUUGCAGGCUGGCUGCCUCGUCCAUGUCUUUUGGCCCAAGUCAAAGUGUGCCCUGCUGAGAGAUGAUUUGGUUUUAGUGGACAGCCCAGGCACAGAUGUCACUACAGAACUCGACAGCUGGAUUGACAAAUUCUGCUUAGAUGCUGAUGUGUUUGUCUUGGUUGCCAAUUCUGAAUCAACUCUCAUGAACACGGAAAAACAUUUUUUCCAUAAAGUGAAUGAACGACUUUCCAAGCCAAACAUCUUCAUCUUGAAUAAUAGAUGGGAUGCCUCCGCAUCGGAACCAGAAUAUAUGGAAGAUGUGCGUAGGCAGCACAUGGAGCGCUGUCUCACUUUUCUAGUUGACGAGCUCAAAGUUAUUGAUCCUGUAGAAGCGAAGAAUCGCAUCUUUUUUGUUUCAGCAAAAGAAGUCCUGAGUGCGAGGAGACAGAAGGCCCAAGGAAUGCCAGAGGGUGGUGAAGCGCUUGCUGAAGGAUUUCAAACAAGAUUCCAGGAAUUUCAACAUUUUGAGCAGAUAUUUGAGGAGUGUAUCUCGCAGUCAGCCGUGAAAACCAAGUUUGAACAGCACACUAUCAGAGCUAAACAGAUAAUAGAUACUGUGAAAAACAUAAUGGACGCCAUAAACGUGGCAGCAGCAGAGAAAAGAGUCCAUUCAAUGGAAGAGCGAGAAGAUCAGAAGGAUAGAUUGGACUUUGUUCGAAAUCAGCUGAACAUUUUGACGGAAGAUACAAAGGAAAAAAUCAAACGUGUUACUGAGGAAGUAGAAAAUAAAGUCUCCUCUGCCAUGACCGAUGAGAUCUGCCGACUUUCGGUUUUAGUUGAUGAAUUUUAUUCAGAUUUUCAUCCUUCUCCUCAAGUAUUGAAGCUCUAUAAGACGGAACUGAACAAACAUAUAGAAGACGGUUUGGGAAAGAACCUGGCUGAUCGUUGCUCCAGUGAAGUCAAUCAGUCAAUGCAUCAGUCGCAGCAGGAGAUAAUUGAAAACCUGAAGCCAUUGUUGCCUUCUGGUGCUCAGAACCAGCUCCACUUGCUAAUUCCAUGCAGGAGGUUUGACCUUAGCUAUGAUCUAAACUGUCACAGUCUGUGUGCAGAUUUUCAAGAGGAUAUCAUGUUCCACUUUUCCUUGGGAUGGACUUCGCUUGUAAACCGUUUCUUGGGUCCUAAACAAGCUCAGAGAGUAUUGUCGGGACUAGUAGAGCCGAAUUUACAAAUCCCUCAUCCUUUAGCUACCACCCCGUCUGCUGCCAGCCUUCCUGCCCUAACGCCAGAGAACGUAUCGCACGAUGAUUUUGUGGUUCCUUUGGUAACGAGUUUAGCUUCGCUGACAUCGCGGACCUCUAUGAGCAUCAUCGUUGUUGGCGGAGUGAUUUGGAGAACAGUAGGCUGGAAACUCAUCUCUCUUUCCUUAAGUAUGUAUGGGCUGUUAUAUCUUUAUGAGAGACUAACUUGGACCACUAAAGCAAAAGAGAGAGCCUUUAAACAGCAGUUUGUAAACUACGCCACUGAAAAGCUGCAGAUGAUCGUCAGUCUUACGAGUGCUAAUUGCAGCCAUCAGGUGCAACAAAAAUUGGGCCUGCUAAAUGAGACCUCUAACCACCAGGGUGCAGAACACCUCUCCUGUGUAGCCCAGGGAAUACUUUACUAAUACAGAGUUCCGCAGAGGACAGAGAAUCAUCCCCGUGUCCAGCAGCUGUGUGUCUCUGUGAGGACAUGGAAGAGCUGGACUCAAACCAGUGCUCCAGCGAGGUGAAGUAGAGAGGAGAGGAGGCGCCGCCCCUCCCGUGGGAGCGCCUGGCUGCUGGCCUGGGGGGGUGACCGGGGUGCUUCUCCUUUGUGCAAGGAGCAGUCUCGCAGCUCAGGUUGGGAGCGCUCGCGUUGCCCUUGGGCAGGGCGCGCAGCGUGGCGCGGGGCGCCUGCGACCGCCCGAGGCCCCGCCUCGGGCUUGUACCUCUUGUGACACUCGAUGAAGGAUUGCCGGAGGUGGUGUUGGCGUAGACUGAGGUGCAUUUUGUAUGGUUAAGGUUUCUUUUUUUUAAUUUAAAAAACCCAUAUUUCUCCUGCUUUCUGCUAUUCUGUAAUCCUUUAACAGCUGGAGCCUUUGAUUGCUGUGUUCUACUGCACACUGCAAUGCCAUGCGAUUUUUAUUUACUUAUUUUUCUUCUUCAGUUUUUUUUACAGAACAGACUUCUGUAAACCGUGAUUACAAACUCUCUUUCC